Entrophospora sp. SA101 is the source of this 261-nucleotide messenger RNA. The record is from the annotation of a GenBank genome assembly. NCBI's taxonomy places the organism in Eukaryota, Fungi, Glomeromycota, Glomeromycetes, Entrophosporales, Entrophosporaceae.
AUGUCAUCUUCGACAACAACUUUUGAAAACUUCCCUGCCGUCACUACUACUACCACUUCGACUGAUUGCAUUGAUGAGGGUGAAUUUUUGACUAAACCUAAUACUAUCUCUCAUUCUCACUCUCAACAACAGGAAUUUGACGCUUUUUCUAACAAUAAUACUGAAGUGGAACAUCAACAGCAACGACAGAUUAAAACAGAAAUUCUUAAUUUACAUUAUCAUUAUGGAUUUCUAUUAUUUCAUAUUCCAAAAACUUUUUAG